Molecule: messenger RNA, 6276 nt
Organism: Acanthaster planci (crown-of-thorns starfish)
Lineage: Eukaryota; Metazoa; Echinodermata; Asteroidea; Valvatida; Acanthasteridae
Product: cytohesin-1-like
Biological process (GO): regulation of ARF protein signal transduction
Molecular function (GO): guanyl-nucleotide exchange factor activity
Source: RefSeq, a predicted model, not a curated record
UGACGUGUGCAUGGGAGUACUGUUCAGAAGCACAGGGGCAAGAUGCAAGCAGUAUCUAUCAGUCUAUAAUGGAUAUACCUCUUAACAUACAGAUUUCCUCUCGGAUUUAGUCUUUUAGCCACACCUGUGUCUGAGCGAUUGUCACCUCUAGAGUGUCGUGGAUAAAUACAUGUACAAAUCUUUUCCCUCCGAACCACAAGUGUCUUGUGUGUUCUUUGCACCGUGGAAGUGCGGGCAUUGUGUUUGCGGCUUAAAGUUCGGCAGUCACAUGGUCGCAUAUUUUGAAAACAUAACAGAAACGACGGUUAGCAGUACUUUUGGCGCAAUGGAAAGAACUCAGCCGUGCAAAUUGAAAAGUAAGAUUUGACACAGGAGGAGAUCAAACUCCUGAACGACAUCCGACGAGCCAAGCAACAGCUCCUGAGGGAAAUCAAGGAGCUCGAAAAUGAGAUCGCCAGUGUCACAGCAGACCUAGAGAGCAUGGACAAUGAUGAGAGCAGCAAGACGGGCUCCAAGAGUAAGCAGAUGAACACAGGCCGCAAGAAGUUCAACAUGGAUCCCAAAAAGGGCAUUGAGUAUCUCAUAGAGAAUGAACUGUUGAAGGAAACACCAGAGGAUGUGGCCCAGUUUCUAUAUAAAGGCGAAGGACUCAAUAAAACAGCUAUCGGAGACUAUCUUGGAGAGAAGAAAGACUUCAACAUCAAGGUCUUAGAGGCCUUUGUGGAGCGGCAUGAGUUCAAGGACAUGAUCCUAGUGCAAGCGCUGAGACAAUUCCUCUGGAGUUUCCGUCUCCCAGGUGAGGCACAGAAGAUUGACAGAAUGAUGGAGUGCUUUGCCAAGCGGUAUUGCGAGACCAACCCAGGAGUCUUUGAAUCUACAGACACGUGCUACGUGCUGUCGUUCUCCAUCAUCAUGCUCAACACCAGCUUGCACAACGUCAGCGUGAAGGAAAAGCCCUCCUUGGAACGCUUCAUCUCCAUGAACCGCGGAAUCAACGAGGGCAGGGACCUGCCCGACGAACUGCUCAAGAGCCUGUACGAGAGCAUCAAGAAGGAACCUUUCAAGAUACCGGAGGAUGACGGCAACGACUUAACGCACACCUUCUUUAACCCCGACCGGGAGGGCUGGCUCAUGAAACAAGGAGGUGGUCGUUACAAGAACUGGAAACGUCGGUGGUUUAUUCUAACCGAUAACUGUCUCUACUACUUUGAGUACACCACUGAUAAGGAACCGCGAGGUAUCAUCCCAUUGGAAAACCUACAAAUCCGAGAGAUGGAAGACGGCAAGAAACCUCAUUGUUUUGAGCUCUAUGCGGCGGACGGGCGUGAGAUUAUCAAGGCUUGCAAGACGGAUGCCGAUGGGAAGGUCGUGGAAGGCAAGCACAACAUCUACCGCAUGUCGGCCUCCACCGCGGAGGAGAAAGAGGCCUGGAUCAAAUCCAUCACGGCCAGCAUCAGCAAGGAUCCCUUCUAUGACAUGCUGGCAGCCAGAAAGAAGAAGGCUUCAUCCAACAUAAAGGACUCAUAGAACUCUGGAAAAAAGUGGACCAUGCCUGGCACGUCUUCACAAGUACAUUACAUAUCUCAGCGACCAGAAACUCCAACAGAAAUUAUCCACCAAGCCCCAUGGUGAUUCGGAAAAAAAUGCUUCACCUCGCUGCUGUAAUUAUCAAUGUUGUGGACUGAGUGUGCACAUCAAAGAGGGCGCUUUUGCAGCCUUGCAAUAGAGUAGACUGGAGACCUGUCCUCAUCCUAUCCGAGGACAGACAGGCGGGUAGCUGACCCUACCUUUCCUGUACGUGGGAAAAGCAGUGCCUGUACACAUGCAGGGUGGAUACGGACAAAAGGUGACAUAGUGUCAAAGGCCGUAAGGAAAAUGAUGCAUUUGCCCACACGAAGCCGUGUCUACAUUUGCUAGGGCUGGCAGUAACUCAGCUGUGGGUGUCAGCGUCUUGCUUCAUGUGUGUGUUUAAGCCACAGUCGUACUGUUUGGAUGCAGCCUGCAAUUUUGUGGCUUCAUCAUGGUUGCAUGAAGGGCUGGUCGGCAUGCACUUUUAAUCCAUUCACUUAGGGGAAUCAUCGUAAUUUUACUAGGAAAACUAGGGUGCCAGAUCAUUCGUUCGUAUAACUAGCCAUUCAAAAUAGAAUACAGGGACCAGUAUAGAAAUAAGAGCUGCCCCAUUAAUCCACAAUGAGUCUGACUUUGUCCUGAGAGUCCACUGCUGACAAUUCAGGUUACACCAAAGCAGCAGUAAAGACUGGUCAGUUUUUUAUGAGAGUCUCAGUUGGGCAAAAUACACCAAUUGGGCCUCAGGGAAAUAUCUAAUUGACACUGAAAAUGUUAUAGCAAAUUCCACAAUAAUGGCCACAGUGAAGUUCUGUGUCGUAUUUCUGUUAGCAGACUUUUGAAAGAAAAUCCUGUUUUGGUUUUUUUGGUUUUUUUUUUCAUUGUCUCCAAAUUUUAAUCUCUUUAAGGAGCAUGUUGACGUUACCUAGUUCAACCAUAGGGAUACACAUAUACAUGUAUAUAUCCCUUUGCUGUAUUUGUAUAUUUCAAGUUUCAGUUAAAUUAUAAUAAAAUUAAGGCCAACAAGAAAUACUAGUUGAUUUUAAGAAAAAAAAAUGAAAGAAAAAGGCUUGAAAUGGUUGUUUGCUUUUGGGGGGGUAAUUCCUCCUACAAAAAGCUAAAAGUUUGACAAAUCACAGCACAAUUGUGAGCUUCCGUUUCUUUGUUAAAUACUAUGUUCCAUAUGUUGCUGAAACCGUGUAAAAAGAAAAACUGUAAAUUACUAUAUCACUUAAAAAACUUUCAUUUGUCUUAUAGCAGAUAUAAAUGCUUGUGCGUUGUGAAUAUGUCAUGAGAAAAUGGGACUUUCUUCCGGGGAGGGCUCAUCAAAUACCUAACACUAAUUUAGGAAGAGCAUUCUUAUAUGACAAGUUCUCAGCUGUGUUUUAUGCAUUAUUUUGUAUCAUACCAAUUGCAUCUUUAAGUGAUUUUUUUUUCACGAAUGAUAUAGCUUUGUACCGUCUUAGAUAUUUUGUGGAUAUUUAUUUGGAUGAUAAGUAAACAGGUGCGUUUGUAGUCAUCUGAAGGGCUAUAUCCUCCUUUGAUGUACAAUAUUUGUAGCCAAAUUGUACAAAUUGGUCAAGGAAGAUCCGUGGGAAAAACACUUAACCUACCAGGACUUGAUGAAAGUAAUCACUUGAUAAAUAAUGUAAGCAUUUUGGUUUUAUUUAUUAAGCAACUCAGACUCGCUGAGAGGGUUGAAAUUAUGCUUCAAAACUGUCCUCAUGAACUUGUUUUGAGGGGCAGGCUCGGUUUAAGAUGUCCCUGUUUUAAUGUUUCUGUAUAACACUAUCAAAGGAAAGAGUGUAACACAUGUAGGCCUACUUUCACUUUAACCAACAAAAAGUAUAUGUCUGUAGAGUUGUACAUAGCCAGGAGCAAGUUCAUGUACAUGAUAAAAAAUAUAUUUAACUGAAAUUUUCAGUUGAAUUUUUUUUUUUGGGGGGGGUUAGUUAAUGUUAGUGUAGAUGGAGUUUUGAGUCUGAUAUUUGUGCCCCACAUUGUUGUGGUGAAUGCUCUUUGUAAUUUACAUGAUUGGGAUCUUGUAUUGGCAAAAAAAAAAAAGUAGGUUACAAGUGGUGAAGGUGUUACUCUUUUAAUGUGUUGAAUGCCUCAAUUAGCCUUUUGCGAGUUAAACCAGAGAAAAAAAUCUGGUAAACUGAGUUCUUUAAAUUCAGGUGAAUGUCACAAUUCAGAUUCUCCAUACUAAAGUCGUUGUUGCUGUACCUUGUGAUUCGGGGCAAGCUUUUCCUUAGUUACGUAGGAGUCUUCUUGCACCAAUAUACUGUUUGCUAUGGAUAAAAAGGGCAUGGAGAUGGUAGUUGCUAUGCAAAAGCUUGCCCCAAAUUACGAGGUACACAGCAGCAGUGUCUUUAGUCUGGAGAAUUCAUAUUGUUAUGUUGAUGUGCAAUCAGGUAACUCGGUGUACCAGAUUUUAUUCAAGUUAAUCUUGCAAGACUUAUUUAUGGGCUGUGUGGCUGAAGACACAGCCUAGAGCCCUCAACAAACAAGGCACAGAUCCAUUAGGAUCCCUAGCUGCACCAGGUGGCUCUUAUUAAGGAAUGGCUGCAUUGGAUCAGAGUGAGGUUGCACUUGCAAAAAAAAUCAAAUUUGGCUGUGUUGGAAUCAUAUAUGGCUGGGACUGGCACAGCCAUCUAUGGGAAGUGGCUACAGCUUGGCCUGUUGUUCUCAUUGCCUCGCAUGUUAUUUGUAGCCACAGCAAACAAACACAGCUCUUUCUUCAAAGUGAUACUAUAUAUUUGCCAAGCCACAUAUUACAUGGAUUGCUAAUCUGUUACAUUAGAUUCAGUUGAAGUGAUCGCUGCUUGCCAGUGCAGCCUCUCUUUCAACCACACCAAGGUUCCAUUGGGUACUAUGGAACAGAUGUACUCAGUAUGUGUAUAACCGUAUUUACAACUAUCUUGUAGGAGUAAAAUAAAAAUUGUAAAGCCACAGGAUGGCAGAAAAUUCUGGAUGGAGGCUGCAGGCAGCCAGAUAUAUAAAUAUGCAAUGCACAAAAAAGAGGAAACAACUGUAGUUCAUUUAUUUAAUGAGGCCUCAUUUUUUUGUCAUUGAGACGAACACCUUUAAAAACUCUGUUGAAAAACAUGUUGAACUAAAAGGCAUUGCUGGUGUCCUAUGAAAUUUAGCCUCCUGUAAUAUUUUCUCUCUUUUAUCCUUCUGCAGCAUAGCUGUCAUUUUCUGUGAACUAAGUCACGCACAGUGUGGUCAGUGAGUCUAAAUUGCAUGCAGCACCAGUUUUAAUGGGUAACGGAACACCAUUAGAUUCCUUCCAUGCAGCAUGUUCCAUCCUAACUUGGCACCAGGGGUGUGCCGCACUUGUGGCUUUGCGUCUUAGUGACUGAGCACAUUGACAGAUGUGCGUGUACAUGUAGACAAGUACCCUGCCAUAAGUGGACAUUAUUCUUUUGUACACCGACUUUUCUCUCGUUAGAUCUUUUGUUUUGGGAGCAGUAUUUUUAAGUCGCUGAAGAAUCUUGGCAUGACAGGUAGAACCCAGUUCAGUUUUUCUCUGAUUUUCCCGUGCAUGAACCAAGCCAGAAGGCUGUGCAUAGAAAUUAGAACUGUAGACUUUGUCGUGUGCCAAGUUCUGAAGUUGUUCCUUGUUUGAAGGUUUCUGGCUUAGUAAUAAGAGGCGAUCACAGUUACGGAGUCCUCCUUGCUGUGUUAAAUCCCGAGAUGAGCGUUUUUCCAGAGCAAAAUUUAGAUACGAGUGCAGUACCCUCAUAUACAUGUAGCACUUAAGUAGUGUUGACUGAGUACUUUGAGUGGGUAGGAACGUGUGUAGUUGGAUAUGUGAUCGAACAAGGUUCCAAUAGGACUUGAAUGCGAUUUCAGCUCGUUUUGCAAAUAAUUAAAUCUAAAAUACUUUCUCUCAACACAUAGCUUUUUUACCAGUUUUCAAAAAGCCAGAUUCUCGGGCGAUGUCUUGGUGUUUUAUCAGUUACCUUGUACCUGGGAAAGAGGAAAUUCAACUUCAGCUCUAUCACACUGGCCUUUUUUAAAUCCUGUAAUUGGGCAACUUGGAUGAUUUUGAGGUAGACUAAAUGGUAGGGUGAUUGUGUACAUUAUAAUAAUGAAAAUGACGGACUAAAAUUGAAUGCUGACUUGUGACUUGGGUCAUUGCCGAGUAUAUUUUAACUGGCUUGAAUCAAUGUGUAUAUUCUCAGAUCUGCCAACCUGCCGUACUCCUUCCUGAAAUAAGGCAUUACCACACGAUAGAUUAAAAUUUUGAAUGAACUGAAGGCUCAUUUAAAUACUUUUUAAUCUAUCGUGUGGUACUGCCAGACCUCAGGAAAGAGUACAGCAAUGUUGACAGGUCCGUAUUCUGUUUAUGUUAGCGGGGCCACUCAGCAGAUGUGCUUAGUGUGUAUUGCCCAAAGCUAUUAUCUUGACAUAAAACAGCUUGGUGAUGGUACUUUAACUGUUUGUAUACUUCAUAUUUAGUGAACUUUUUCUGUUUUAUCUCAAAGAAUCGGUGUACAUCACAAACUUCCUUUUUUUUCCCCCUCAAAAUUGGCCGACAUUUGCUUCAACUUUAUUCCUCUUAAAACUAUGUAGGCUAAAAACAAGUUAACUUGUGCUCAUCAAUUCUAUCUAUUGGUUUGUAUACGCAUGGUUAAAAAGCUUAUACCACUCGCCAUCUCGUUAUUUGAGAAUGAUUAAAACCUGAAUCGGUUGCAAUGAGAA